Anisakis simplex (herring worm) is the source of this 579-nucleotide messenger RNA. The record is from the annotation of a GenBank genome assembly. Lineage: Eukaryota; Metazoa; Nematoda; Chromadorea; Rhabditida; Anisakidae.
AUGUCGAAAGCAUUCCAGAAACAUUGGUCAUUUCUUGAACAGAUAUACUACAGGCCAGUAAAUUUCACGGACCAGUGCUACAGUAUGCCGUCAAAUGUACAUAUCGGUAUCAUUCCAUGCCCGCAUUCAAUGUGCGUUACGGUAGUUGAGCCUCGCAUAUUGGCUGGUCAUCAUGUUGGCAACAAUGUUAUUCGUGGUUGCUUCUCGUCUGUGUUCAGAUAUGGCCAAACACUACCAAAAACGCACGGUGCACCGGUUUUAGAUACUGCAUGUAGUCGGAUGCCUGCCCAUCGCCUUCUACCAUUGCAUUUGGCUCAACGUUCCUCGAAUCGAACCGUUGAGCUGUGUUGGUGUAUUGGUCAACUAUGUAACGACUAUCCGUCGGCAACUUCUGGUGCCAAUACGGCUAUGAAGUCCUCAGCAACCCUACCGCUGAUAUCACUGAUAGCCUCUAUCAAUACUCAGUUGCCUCGAUCACUCGACACAGUUCUAAUCAUUGUUUCAUUUGUAAGACUGCUGCCACUGCGAGUGUUCCUCUCUAUCCUUAUCACAGCACUAAUGCGCUCAUCAUUACCUUAA